AUGAGCCAACUUAAGGAGCUGCAUAGCGAGGAUCUGAAACUUUUCAAGCUUGAAUCGGCACUUCGCAAACUAAGUGACAAGCUCAGCGAUAUUGAGUUGAUCAAUGACAGUUUGCGGAAACAUUUACUCAUUAGCGAGAAGAUUAUUGAAUCGCGCGAGUCUAAAAUUAACAAACUCCGUGUACUUUUGGAAGAGCAGCAAGCCCAGGUAAAGAAAGAAAGCAUUCAAUUCGAAAGUAAACUCGAUGCAUUGCGGAAUAAGCUCGAAACGAAAUGGAUGAUGGAAUCGGGCUCCGGUCCUGAUGAUGCCUCUUUCGAAGCCAAUACUUCUAAUACUUUAGGAAGUUUCUUUGGGAACUCAGGAAUUGCAGAGCAGAUACUAGACAAUUCAUCAGUUCACAGUGAUCCGAGAGAACCGGGGGAAGAUUUUAAUACGCUGAUUGACUCUCCGUUAGGUGGUAAAAGCUCAAUUUCGCCUGGAUCGCCCAAACUAGGCCUCAAUCUUCGUAUAGUUAAACCACUCCGAGGGGGUCAUCCUGAAGAAAAUUCCACAGAUAGAUAUGGAUCACCUUAA
Clavispora lusitaniae ATCC 42720 is the source of this 573-nucleotide messenger RNA. NCBI's taxonomy places the organism in Eukaryota, Fungi, Ascomycota, Pichiomycetes, Serinales, Metschnikowiaceae. The record is from RefSeq and is a predicted model, not a curated record.